Molecule: messenger RNA, 1410 nt
Organism: Microthlaspi erraticum
Lineage: Eukaryota; Viridiplantae; Streptophyta; Magnoliopsida; Brassicales; Brassicaceae
Source: the annotation of a GenBank genome assembly
AUGGCAACGAACACAGUUUCAACAACAUCAUCAUCAAUCAGCUCUCUUCCAGAUGAGGUACUUGCUCGAGUCUUGUCCUUUCUUCCUACUAAACAAGCUGCUUCCACCUCAACCCUCUCCAAGAGAUGGAGGAAUCUCUUUCCCCUCAUGAAUCUUCUCUGGGCGUCUCUCGACUUCGACGACUCUGACCUACUCCAUCCCGAAGAUGGUAGAAGAAAUCUCAAGGACAGCUUCAGAGACUUCGUUGAGAAAACACUCUUCUUCACUUGCAAUCCCUUGAAGAGAUUCUCACUGAAAUUCCAAGACGAUUUUCGACACACUCCUCGUACCAAAAAAUGGAUAUCAAAGGCAUUGGAACGAGGCGUUUCCGAUCUCGACCUCCGCGUGAAGAUGAUGCCUCAGAUAUACAAGCCACCGGAUCUUCUUCCAAGAUCAGUCUACGUGAACAACACACUCGUGAAGCUCACUCUAGGAACAGAGCGUGGUCUUGGAGUCCCUCCUUAUGUAGAUGUUGAUCUUCCUCUGCUCAAGUCUCUCUCCCUCUACACAGUUUGGUACACAACUUUCGAUCUAUGCGAGGAGAUGCUUCUUGGUUGCCCACAGCUGGAAGAGCUUUACAUACAACACUUGUUCGUUCCAGACGGGAAGAGCCGUUUCUGGUGCCUUGAACCACCACCGGUCCAUAUAGUUCACAAUAACAUCAAGAAACUCACGGUUCACUACCGCGAACAUGUUUCGACCUCUCGACGUUUAGUGUUGUGCACACCAAAUCUCAUCUUCUUGGACUACUCUGAUUACUUAACUUGUAGCUAUCCAGAUUGGGGUACUUUGUCAUCGCCUAAUGCCUUCAAAGCUCUUUUGGAAGCUCGGCUCAAUCUUGUGUUCUGUCCAAGAGGGAGAUGGGGCAAUGAACAUGUAAACUAUACUCAGCUCAUGAGUUAUAUAUGUGAUGUUCACAUCCUUCACAUCUCUUCUCAUACAGCUGAGUUAAUGUAUGAUUGUCUUGAUUAUUGGCGUAAUCAUGAUGGAUUUCCCUUCUUUAAGAAUCUAACUACUCUACACUUGAAGUGUCGUGGUAAAGAACAUUGGAAAUUGCUGUCCAAUUUUAUUGAAAGUUCUCCAAAGCUAGAAAUUUUGGUCCUUGAGGGCUUGUGCGGUAUAAGCGACGAUUGUGAGGUUGUUGUUGUUGGUGGUAAUGUGGUGAAGGUGCUUGAGAUACAAGGAUAUAAAGGAAGACUUGGAGAACUAAACCAAGUCAAGUGCUUCUUGUGUGAAUUGGAGAAUCUUGAAGAGAUGAAAGUGAAGAUUAGUGUUGAUGAGAUAGAGCACAAGUUGCAACUCGCACAUGAUCUUCUUGCUCUUCCUAAACGUUCAUCCAAAUGCAACAUGCAUGUCUUGCUACCGGUUUAG